AUGGAAUUGAUCGAUAUUCUUUUUCUGUCGUUUUGCUCGAAAAAAUUGAAAAAAUCGAUAGAAUCAUCUAUACAAUCGAGACUUGAUAAGAUCAUUUCAAUCACAUACUGCUCCUCAAAACCAGCUAAUAUUAGUAUUUCAUCUUCUAACAGUAAUAACAAGGAUUUUAUGAAAUUGGUACCAAGAGAAGAAGGUAGAAACCGGCCUAUCGUUCAAAUGAAUCUGUUUGGAGUAGAUGUGGACUGUUGCAUGGCAACUAGGAAUCACCCAUUCUUUAUACUAUGCAAUCAACAAGACAUAGAGCAAAUGUUACAGACCAUCCACAAUUAUUUCAGACAAUUUUUCGGAUCAUCUAUUGAGUAUCAUUUAGAACAUGGUUCCUUUAACAAUGUACCAAGACUGGAGAAUAUCAGGAAUAGUAUUCUUUAUUUGUCGAAUGAAGAAGCAGCUGCACAAUUGUUGGAUGAGUACUUAACUCUCUCACCCUCACAGGAACAUAUUCGAUUGUAUGGACACAGAGGUUUUGAAUACGAGAAUAAUCUGAAACUGGCUCAGGCCAAAGUACUCGAUAUAAUGACCUUUGGCAGUAGAGUUGGAGGGCUUUUGAAGAAUUUUACUGGACGACAACUGUUUAUAAGUGGUGCAAUACUCACAGAUGAUGAUGUCAUUCAGUUUCUGAACAGUUGGAAAUCGAGUCAAACAUUACAAAAUUUGGAGUACUUGACUAUAUAUCGCGAGACAGGAAUUUUUCAGGAUUUAGGAAUUGAUCUAAAUCCAGAGAAAAUAAGGAGAAAUGUUGAUGUAAAACGAUUUGAUCCGAAUCAGAAGAUGCCGAUUUUUCGUUAUGACCGCAGAAGAAUCGGAUUGUAUAAAUGCGAAUCAUGGCAAAUCGAGGAAUUCAGUAGUCCACAUUUUAUAGUUCGAGAUGCUGAUCAACACGUGGCAUCACUUGAAAUCACAACACGAGGAAUCCAAUUUGCUUCAUGGAAAAUGACAGAAGAAGAGGUUAUGAGAGGAAGAAUUCAGAAGACUUUCCAGAGAACACCAGUACAAGAAGUAUCCCCUCCCAGAGAUUCCAUCAAAAUUUCAAAAUUUUCAUGGCUGAUUCAACGAGAGAUUUUGUCAAGCAUGGAGUUGAGUGAUCUGUUGAUGAUAGCUUCUUGUUCUCAGAAAUUCCAUCAAUAUAUGAAAUCAUUGAUGAGAAGUCGUUUUGACAAGAUACUCACAAUCACUUAUGAUUCGAGAGCGCCGUCGCCCAUCAAUAUCUCAUCAUCUAGUAGUGGAGACCUUCCAUUUAUGAGUAUCAAUCGGGAUCAUGAUUUCAGAGGUCGUCCACUUAUCCCAAUGAAUUUAGUCGGAAUGGAUUUACAAGUUAGUAUGCCAACCAGAAAUCACCCACUUAUGGUACUAACCGAUUUGGACCAGGAAGAAACACUCGUUACAUCUAUUCACGAUUACUUCCUUGACUUCUUUGGUUCAUCCAUCAAAUAUCAGUUAAAUGUUGACUUCCUGAUGUCACCAUUUUCAAAACUGAAAAAUAUCACUUGUACAUAUUUAUCCAGUUACCUAGCAGCUGAUUUUCCCGAUUUUUUGAAAAUCUCUCCUAAUCAGGAUUUUAUCGGACUGUCUGAGUUGGGAAGGCCUUCGCUUGGAAGAAAUUUGGAAUUUGCUAGAACGAAAGUGUUAGAUAUUGGUGAAUCAUAUGGCUUCACAGAAGACAUUUUAUCCAAUUUCGAAGGUAGACAGUUGUUUAUUGAUAAUGGAAUUAUAAGCGAUGCAGCUAUCAUUCAGUUUUUGAACAAGUGGAGAUCAAGUGAAGGAUAUCAGAAUUUGGAGUAUUUGACUAUUUCUGUCUCUCCAUUUGAACAUCCUCUCAAUCCGAAUGAAAUCAUGAAUAGUAUUCCAAUCCAUCGACUGUACUCAUCUGAUAAACUGCCAGUUUAUCAAGUUGCUAAAAAAGAUCACUAUCGGAAACGUACAUGGGGAAUUCACAAGUUCAGCAGUCCAAAUUACAUUGUUCGAGAUUCGGAUCAAAACGUGGCAUCCAUUAUGAUUACGGAGGACAAUAUCACUUUUGCCGCGUGGAACGUGACUGAAAAAGAGUUUUUGGAGAAACUCCCCGUUAAGAGAUUCUAUUGA
Messenger RNA from Caenorhabditis remanei, 2139 nucleotides. RefSeq lists its product as uncharacterized. Gene Ontology annotation, biological process: embryo development. The transcript has 5 exons. NCBI's taxonomy places the organism in Eukaryota, Metazoa, Nematoda, Chromadorea, Rhabditida, Rhabditidae. The coding region runs from base 1 to 2139 and encodes 712 amino acids. The record is from RefSeq and is a predicted model, not a curated record.